AUGGUAUUGUCUCCAAACGGCAAGAUUGUCGUCAAACGAAGGGAUGAGAAAGUGAGGUUGUGGGACGUCGAGAUGGGAAAGAUCGUCGCAGAAUGGGAGGGGCACAUUGGGGAUGUGUUCUCAGUGUGCUGGAGUGCGAAUGGUAAUCGAAUAGUAGGCGGAUCCUUAAACAGGACGGUCGGAGUGUGGAAUGCCAAGAGCGGAAAAACAAUCCUGAAAAUCAAGACCGGGCACAAGGUGUGGGCGUUUGGAGCUUCGCCUGGACAUCGGACGGAAAGAGACUUCGAGUUUGAAACCGUACUUAUCACCAGCUCAUCUUGCCUAAUUAGGAUAUUCGACACAGCCACUUGGCAGCAGAUCGCUAUUCUAGAAGGUCAUGAAGCCUUCAUCAACGCCAUCACCUUAUCUCCAAACAACCGCUUCCUCGCAAGUGCAUCAGAUGACAGAACAUCGUAUCUCUGGAAUCUAGACACCAACCUCCCAAUCGGUCCACCCCUCCAGCAUGAAGAUCAGGUGGAAUGCGCAGCCUUGUCCGCUGAUGGAAAAGUCCUAGUCACCGGUUGUGUGGAUAAUAAUGUGUGCUUGUGGGACGUUCACGCCAUUCUCAAACAAGCUGGCCUUGAAGACCUACUGCCCACUGAUACCAGUAUUGCACCAAAAGACCAGCCAUCAUUUUUGAAGGCUGAUGCCACGCGAUGUCACGAUGAGUUUGGCGGUGUCGAUGAACGUUCACCACGGUUUUUCGACGGCAUGGAAACCUACGAUGAUUCUUCCCCAACGGGUGGUGCUCACCCUCAUUCCUCUGCAAGUGCCCUCCUCGCUCGCCUCGCCUCGCUCCCCCGCCGCUUUCGACUUAACAACGCUGAAGCGACUGGACUUCCGCAACCCCCAAUGCCUUCGACGUUACAUCCGCGUGUGCUCCUGGGCCACCUGUCCUCACUCUUCCACCGCUCUCCGCUCGAAAAUGAUGGAGCAAACGAACCUCAGCCACCCUCCACACCUUCGGGUUUAGAUCUACAUGCGCUCCUUGCUCGCCUGUCCUCGCUUUUGCCUCGAUCUCGACUCAGCACCGACGAGGAAAGCGAGUCUCAUCCCCCAACCCCUUCGGGUUCACGUCCAGAUGCGCUCAUGGAUCUCCUGUCCUCACUCUUCCGCUCUCAACCUCGCACCAGCGAAGAAAUCGAGCUCUCGCAACGCACAAUGCAUCCUCAUGUUGUUGAAGUACCUGCAAUGCGGGACAGGGAGGUCUUGUUUGUUGCUGAGCCGCGGCCACAGAAUCGUUUACACACUCAGCCUAAUGGUACUACCACCCCAGGUGGAAGGCCUGCGUAUCCACUACCCGUCCGACUGUUGGCUCAUCUCGUGCUUUUUCUCUGCUGCGCGUCUCCUCAACGCCCUGAUAGCAAUGCACCCUCAACACAGCAGCAGCAAGGUCAAUCGCAAGGUCCAGUCCAGACCCAGGGUCCGUCACCGCAAAUCCAGGGUCCGUCACCGCAAACCCAGGGUCCGUCACCGCAGACUCAGCCUGCCGUCCCGUUGGCGUCGACGUCCGCGGUACCUACUGCUCCUGAUACUCGUACUACGCCGACACGUGCAGCAACCAUGUAG
Molecule: messenger RNA, 1608 nt
Organism: Suillus subalutaceus
Lineage: Eukaryota; Fungi; Basidiomycota; Agaricomycetes; Boletales; Suillaceae
Product: WD40-repeat-containing domain protein
Exons: 7
Coding region: 1-1608 (535 amino acids)
Molecular function (GO): protein binding
Source: RefSeq, a predicted model, not a curated record